Fusarium pseudograminearum CS3096 is the source of this 1287-nucleotide messenger RNA. RefSeq lists its product as uncharacterized. The coding region runs from base 1 to 1287 and encodes 428 amino acids. The transcript has a single exon. NCBI's taxonomy places the organism in Eukaryota, Fungi, Ascomycota, Sordariomycetes, Hypocreales, Nectriaceae. The record is from RefSeq and is a predicted model, not a curated record.
AUGGCUAUUUCCAAGUCUUUCAUCCUUGCCGCUCUUUUGGCUUACGCCGAGGCUCGAUUCGGCCAGGAGCAGGAGCCUGUUGCUGCUGUCCAGGCACUUGAUGGAACUUUCGGUGACCCUGGUGCUGCUGCUACCAUUGCUGGUAGCAUCCCCAGCUCUCUGCUCGCCGCUGCUAGCCCUUGUGACAAGCUCACUAUCGCUGAUCAGAUGAUCACUGAGCUUGGAGAUGACCAGGCUGUUAUCGAUGCAGCUAUCGGCCUCGUCGCCGCCGAGACCAACUUCAACCCCUCGGCUGUUGACAAGCCCUUUGUCUGUGCCGACCCUGCUCUGCCCGCCACUGCUGCUCUUCGAGGAAUCAUUCCCCUCGUUGACCCAGCUGUCGAUGGCGCCGCUACCGAGAAUGCCAACUCAGCCACUUCAGUUCAAACCCCCUUUGACGCCGAAGGCCUGUCUCAGGCUGAGGUAAUGAUCGCACAGGGAUUCACCACAUUCCAGGCUGUCGAUGCCAGUGGUGCCAACGUCCAGCUCGCCGGUCAGGAUGCUGCCGCCGGAGGCGGUGCUGCUGGAGGUGCCGCUGGAGGUGCCGCCGGAGGUGACGCUGCCGCUGGAGGUGACAAUGCCGCUGAUAACGGUGCUGAUGCUGGCGCUGGUAACGGCAACGGAAACGGAAACGGAAACCAGAAUGAUAACCAAGACGAAGACUGCGAGGAGGACGACGCCGCCAACAACAACAACAACCAGAAUGGUAACCAGAACAAUGGCAACGGUAACCAGAACGGUGGUAACAACAACAACAACCAGAACGGCAACGACAACGCUGAUGAUGCUGCUGACGAUGCUGCUGACGACAACGCUGGUGGCAACGCUGGCAACAACAACGGAAACGACAACGCCGAUGACGCUGCUGACGACAACGCUGGUGGAAAUGCCGGUGGCAACGCUGGAAACGCUGGCGGCAACGCUGGUGCUCUCGACUUUGGUAUCUGCCAGCCCACUAUGGCCCUCAUCGGCGGUCUCAACGGCCGCCCUGCCGAUGAGUUGACCUUCAUCCCUCAGGACGCCACCAUUGCCGAAGGUCAACAGGAGGCUCUCAACCCCAACAUCAUCACCAACCGUAUCUGCGAUCAGCUCACCAACGUCUGCGAUGCCAGUGCUGAGGCUGUCGCAGCUUGCGAGGAUGCCCAGGCCGAGAUCGAGGCCUUGGGAACUCGCGACCAGAGCACCGCCGACACAUGGAACGCUCUGCUUGGAUUCGCCGGUGUUGACUCUUCUCAACAGCAGGUUUAA